This is a messenger RNA of Trypanosoma grayi, 684 nucleotides long. RefSeq lists its product as hypothetical. The transcript has a single exon. NCBI's taxonomy places the organism in Eukaryota, Euglenozoa, Kinetoplastea, Trypanosomatida, Trypanosomatidae. The record is from RefSeq and is a predicted model, not a curated record. Bases 1 to 684 code for a protein of 227 amino acids.
AUGGAAGAAGCCGUGACGGUAUUAACGGCGGCGGAAAACAGUGCUGUGGAAGCACUCCAAGCGAUGAGGUCCGUGGCACAGCAGACUGAGGAAGCAAAUCGGAAAGCUAGGGAAGCACAACAACACGCAUGGAACUUAAAGGUAACCGGAGCCCCUCUAAGUAAGGAUGAAAAGCUUGUGAGUGCCGCUGAGGAGACGGAGAGGAUGUUGAAGGAGACACUGGCCGCGGCUGACAAAGUGAUCAGUAAAUCUGAGGCGGCCAAUAAGGGCACAGAAGAUGCUUCCAAGGCAGCUGCACUAAUGGGGGAAUAUAUUGCAAAGGGAAUAAGUCUGGUGGAGGAGAAAGUCAAGGCGUACUCACCACCGCCGGAGAACAGCUCUUCCGAAGAGAGAGGUGGAGAAACGGUUACUGCUGAUAUGAAUGCGCCUGACAGCAAUCUCCCGGGAGCUGAUGCCACGGUCAUUAACGGAGAACAGUCUCCACCAGGUCCAUUGGAGAAGGACACAGCUGCAGAAUCCAUGAAGAGUGGCGACUCUCAAACUGCUGAAACGGAUGCUCCUGGCAGCACUGCAGACGUCACCCUGCGUGAUGUUUGGAGUGCGGACAGCAGCGUCAGUCCUUCGUGGGUGCGCACACCGUUGCUGCUGGUGGUGGGUGUGCUGGGCCUCCUGGCUGUGUGCUGA